AUGGCGUCUCGAUUGGCUCUGUCCAGGCACGCGCCCGCCGUGCUGCGCUCCCUGAAACGCCCUGUAGCGCCCGUCUUCGCGCGCGCCUAUGCCACGGCCGGUGUCGGCGAUAGCGCGCUCUCCAACGCCCGCCGCCAGCAGCAGCAGCUCUCCCACGCCGAUCCCGCCGCCGACUCGGGCAGCGCCACGCUCGUCGGGCAGCACGCGCCGUACAUGGUGGCGACGUAUGCGCGGCCGCCGCCCGUCUUCGUCCGCGGCGCGGGCAGCUACCUCUACGACGUCGACGACCGCGCGUACCUCGACUUGACGGCGGGCAUCGCCGUGACGGCGCUCGGCCACUGCGACCCCGAGUUCACGGCGCUGCUCGCCGAGCAGGCCGCGACGCUCGUGCACGCCUCCAACCUGUACUACAACCCCUGGACCGGCGCGCUGUCCAAGCUGCUGGUGGACAGGACCCGGGCGUCGGGCGGGAUGCACGACGCGGCGCGCGUGUUUGUGUGCAACUCGGGCUCCGAGGCCAACGAGGCCGCCAUCAAGUUUGCGCGCAAGGUCGGCAAGGUGCUCGACCCGGCCGGCGCCAAGACGCACGUCGUCUCCUUCACCAACGCCUUUCAUGGCCGCACCAUGGGCGCCCUCUCGGCCACGCACAACCCAAAGUACCAGCUGCCGUUUGCGCCCAUGGUCCCCGGCUUCCGCCAGGGCACGUACAAUGACGUGGCCGCCAUUGACGCCCUCGUCACGGACCAGACGUGCGCCGUGCUCGUCGAGCCCAUCCAGGGCGAGGGCGGCGUGCAGACGGCCAGCGAGGCGUUUCUCGUCGCCCUCGCCCGCCGCGCCCGCGCCGUCGGCGCCGUCCUCAUCUACGACGAGAUCCAGUGCGGCCUCGGCCGCACCGGCCAGCUCUGGGCCCAUGGCCACCUCCCGCGCGAAGCCCACCCGGAUAUCCUCUCCACCGCAAAGGCCCUCGGCAACGGCUUCCCCAUCGGCGCCGUCAUUGUCAAUGACGCCGUCGCCGACAAGAUUGUCGUCGGCGACCACGGCACCACCUUUGGCGGCAACCCGCUCGCCUGCCGCCUCGCACACCACAUGGUCACCAAGCUGUCCGACCCCGCCCUGCACGCCGACGUCCGCGCCAAGUCGGACAUUUUCCGCGCAGGGCUCGCCAAGAUUCGCGAGCGCUUCCCGGACCUCGUCAAGGAGAUCCGCGGCAAGGGCCUCAUUCUCGGCCUGCAAAUGACCGAGGACCCGACCCCCGUCAUCAAGGCCGCGAGGGAGAGGGGUCUGCUGGUGAUUACGGCCGGCACAAACACCCUGCGCUUCGUGCCCAGCUUGAAGAUUUCUGAAGAGGAGAUUGGCAUUGGCCUGGGCAUUCUAGAGGAGGCUAUUGCUGCGACGAGGAAGUAG
Messenger RNA from Cordyceps militaris CM01, 1404 nucleotides. Its product is annotated as acetylornithine aminotransferase. Gene Ontology annotation, molecular function: transaminase activity; pyridoxal phosphate binding; identical protein binding. The coding region runs from base 1 to 1404 and encodes 467 amino acids. The transcript is spliced from 3 exons. The record is from RefSeq and is a predicted model, not a curated record. Gene Ontology annotation, biological process: arginine metabolic process. Lineage: Eukaryota; Fungi; Ascomycota; Sordariomycetes; Hypocreales; Cordycipitaceae. Gene Ontology annotation, cellular component: mitochondrial matrix.